Molecule: messenger RNA, 634 nt
Organism: Umbelopsis ramanniana AG
Lineage: Eukaryota; Fungi; Mucoromycota; Umbelopsidomycetes; Umbelopsidales; Umbelopsidaceae
Exons: 1
Coding region: 169-420 (83 amino acids)
Source: RefSeq, a predicted model, not a curated record
CGAUUCAUGUUCGUUUUUGUUUUCAGUCCUUUGUGUAAUGAUAAAGUAAGCGAAAGAGCCUGAUCAACUCAAUGUCGUCCGCUUCUGAGUCUAAUAUGUGAUUAUCAUAUUUGUCUUCUUCUGAGGAGGCCUAUCCAAAUCGGUAUUCAUGUUGUCGUCCGUGGGCUCAUGGUUACCGUCUUCAUCAUCUGUUUCUGCCUCUGCGUAGUCAGCGAGUGUUCCGUUGGGUUUUUUGUAAGAUUGGUUUUUUUGGUUUUCUUUAGGUACAUUCUUCUGGGGAGCAGUAGGCUGGCUUUGUGUCAGCAGUGGCCCGUCGUCCCUGAUGGGGAGAUCGGACGGGAUUUCCGAUUCUGUAUUGGAGAGCUGGCUUUCAAGCUCAGGAGUAGAUACCGUUUAUUGGGUCUUCAUUGUUUGGGAUAAGGGCUGGUUUGAAUUUGAGUUGAUAUAAUGGCAAUCUUUGCUAUCAUGGCCAGCUUUUUCGCAGCGAUAGCAUGUGCGUAGACCCAUUGCUGAGUUUAGUUUCACAUUGCAGUCUUUGAUGAGAUGCCCACUUUGCUUGCAGUAAUUACACGCCGGAGUGGCAUUGUCCCAUCUAGCCUGGAUGGUUGUCUACCAUUCAAGUAUGUAUAUGAAU